UUUCUCCAUGUUGCUCUAUGACUUCCACCUGGCCCACGGCGGGAACUAGAACUGGUCUAGAACUCCCAACCUCCACCUGCCUCAGCCUCCCAAAGUGCUGGUAUUACAGUCGUGAGACACUGUGCCUGGCCUGCCCCUUUCCAAGACACAUGCUCAGCAUGAUGAGAGCUCAACCAUGGUGGGGAGUGGGUCUAAAUAAGGGUUCUCAUUGGUGCCUUUUUUGUUUUGUUUUUCUUUUUGUGGAGAACAGGGUCUCACUAUAUUGCCCAGGCAGGUCUCAAACUCCUGGGCUUAAGCUCUCCUCCCGCCUCUGCCUCCCUAAGAGCUGGGAUUACAGGUGUGAGCCACAGCACCCGGCCUCAUUGGUGCCUUUUAAGAGGCCUAGGUCCUCCAUUAACUCAGGCCAACCAUUAAGUGAUGCAGGCUUCUUUUCCUUCAUGUGAGAAAAUCCUGUGUCCCUCUGAUUCUUCCUGGCUUUGUCCCUGGUGGCUAUUAUGAAGCAGUACUGGAGUAUGUCUUGGACCUGGAAAACUGGACAUGUGUGCAGCUCAACAGUUUUCUCGGGGGAGUUCAGUGACCUUUUGGUGGCUACCCUCUGCUCUCACCCAUGAGUUCCUGCAGGUGGUGACUUUACCUGCAAGGUUACUUACAUAGCCCCACUCAGCUGCUUCUGAAAGUGUGAUGGAGCAGUAGUCUUCAGUGUGCGUGUGAGUGAAGAGGACCUUGUGGUAGCAGGGACCAUGCUUCAUUUGUGGCUGUGUCCGCAGCCCAGGGCCUGGUAUGCAGCAAGAUCAAUAAAUACUUGUGGAAUGCAUGACUGCUGGCUGACCGUGUCUGCCUGGUCGGAGGGCUGGGGACCCCUACGUGAGGGCAGACUACUGUGGUGCUGCUAGACUGCCAGGCUGGCUCCACCCAGCUGUGACCUCUCCACUCUCCCCACCCCCAUUUGACCUUACUCUCUUGAGGUCCUAUAAUGUAUGAUUGAGACUUUUCAGCCUUUUCUAGAACUUUGACCCUUUGGAGACAGGGCAGUUCUACAGGGGGCGGUCUAGCCCCUGGCUCUGUUCUGGGCAGCCCAAUCAGCUCUGGAUUGCUUGAGCUUCCUUGAAGAGCCAGCCGGAGGCAGUUUCUGUGCUUUGGGAGUUCCCGCAUUCUCUGCUCUAAAUCCCAGCCUGCCCUUGGGGCUGCCCGCCCCCUCCUUUGAUCCUUAGCUCCAGAGCAAGACCUGUCCAAGCAGAGGCUUGGACUACAUCUCCCGGCGUGCCUGGCAGUGUGGUGGCCUCUGUGCGCCGUCUGUACUCGUUGCUGGCGACGAUGCAGAGGGCUGUAAGUGUGGUGGCCCAUCUGGGCUUUCGCCUGCAGGCAUUCUCCCCGGACUUGUAUCGUCCACUCAGUUUCGCACAGGACGUGCUCCGCAGGACACCGCUCUAUGACUUCCACCUGGUCCACGGUGGGAAAAUGGUGGCGUUCGCGGGUUGGAGUCUGCCAGUGCAGUACCGGGACAGUCACACUGACUCGCACCUACACACACGCCAGCACUGCUCGCUGUUUGAUGUGUCUCAUAUGCUGCAGACCAAAAUAUGUGGUAGUGACCGGGUGAAGCUGAUGGAGAGUCUAGUGGUUGGAGACAUUGCAGAGCUAAGACCAAACCAGGACAAGGUCAGGGAGCUUCAGAACCAGGGCAGAGAUGUGGGCCUGGAGGUGCUGGAUAAUGCCCUGCUAGCCCUGCAAGGCCCCACUGCAGCCCAGGUGCUACAGGCCGGCGUGGCAGAUGACCUGAGGAAACUGCCUUUCAUGACGAGUGCUGUGAUGGAGGUGUUUGGUGUGUCUGGCUGCCGUGUGACCCGCUGUGGCUACACAGGAGAGGACGGUGUGGAGAUCUCGGUGCCAGCAGCGGGAGCAGUUCACCUGGCAACAGCUCUUCUGGAAAACCCAGAGGUGAAGCUGGCAGGGUUGGCCGCCAGGGAUAGCCUGCGCCUGGAGGCAGGCCUCUGCCUGUAUGGGACUGACAUUGAUGAACACACUACACCUGUGGAGGGCAGCCUCAGUUGGACACUGGGGAAGCGCCGCCGAGCUGCUAUGGAUUUCCCUGGAGCCAAGGUCAUUGUUCCCCAGCUGAAGGGCAAGGUGCAGCGGAGGCGUGUGGGCUUGAUGUGUGAGGGGGCCCCGAUGCGGGCACACAGUCCCAUCCUGAACAUGGAGGGUACCAUGAUUGGUACUGUGACUAGUGGCUGCCCCUCACCCUCUCUGAAGAAGAAUGUAGCUAUGGGUUACGUGCCCUGCGAGUACAGUCGUCCAGGGACAAAGCUGAUGGUAGAGGUGCGGCGAAAGCAGCAGAUGGCUGUGGUCAGCAAGAUGCCCUUUGUGCCCACAAACUACUAUACCCUUAAAUGAGGAUGGCUCAGGGUGGGGCUGUCCCCUCCAGGAAUCUACAAGGGGUUAGUCAAGAAGCUGAGGCAGAACUCACAAGGGUUGGGCAGCUAA
Sapajus apella (tufted capuchin) is the source of this 2484-nucleotide messenger RNA. It is a transcript of the gene AMT, whose product is annotated as aminomethyltransferase. The record is from RefSeq and is a predicted model, not a curated record. NCBI's taxonomy places the organism in Eukaryota, Metazoa, Chordata, Mammalia, Primates, Cebidae. Bases 1315 to 2394 code for a protein of 359 amino acids. The transcript is spliced from 8 exons. Gene Ontology annotation, molecular function: aminomethyltransferase activity; protein binding. Gene Ontology annotation, biological process: glycine catabolic process. Gene Ontology annotation, cellular component: mitochondrion.